AUGACCAGUUCUCAGACCGUCGCUGUGGACUACAAGGCGCUCCCCAAAAUUGAGCUCCACACCCACCUCAGCGACAGCAUCAGCCGACAAUGCCUCCACGAGAUCUGGCUCAUUAAGAAAGGCGCGGGGGAGACCAGUCUGCAAGACCCCCUCGUCGAGAUGCCCCUAGGGAAACACGACUAUGACCUGAAGACGCACGCACGACUCUCUUCCCCCCUCUUCUCCUCGUACAUCUACAACCUCAUCAACGACGUGGCGACCCUGCGCUACGCCACACUCUCCGUGCUCCGGGACUUCGCUGCUGACGGGGUAGUGUACCUCGAACUGCGCACCACACCCCGCGCUAUGCCGGGCACAGGGCUGACGGAGGCUGAUUACGUCCAGACCAUUCUGGACGCCAUCGAAGAGUUUGACGUCCCAGGUGCUUUCGCUCGCCAAACGCUUCCUCGGCCGCGGCGUUGUCGGCAUCGACCUCUGCGACAACCCGGCCGCUGGAUCCGGCGCUGGGUCCCCAUCUUCGAAGAGGCGAGGCGCAUUCCGGGACUGGGCAUGACGCUGCAUUUUGCCGAGGCCGAGUGUUCCGCCACGGAUGCGGAGCUCGACAUGCUGCUGGGCUGGCGGCCGGAUCGGAUCGGGCACGUCAUCCAUGUGAGUGACAGGGUGAAGAAGAACAUCGUCCGGCGGUCGGGACUCGCGUUGGAGCUGUGUCUGAGCUGCAAUGUCCAUGCCGGGAUGAUCCAUGGCGGGUUUGAGAGCCAGUAUUCACUUUGGGGAGUGGUGGAAGCCGAGAAGACGGUGGUCGUGCUGAGUACGGACGAUGUAGGCGUUUUCGGCAGCCCUCUGUCGAACGAGUACGCCCUCGUAGCCCGGCACUUCGGGCUCAAUUGAGCAGAGAUCUGCGCUUUCGUAAGGAAAGGCGUGGACGUCAUUCUCGGGGGGAAGAGCACGAGAAGAGACUGAGGGCCAUUCUCUGGAGCGAGUAGAAAGGCAAUCCGAUCGGGUUACGCGGAAGCACGGUUGUGGUACCUGGCCGUCAGGGUUCCUCUUUUCCAUGACGAAAAAACCUGGCUACCAUGAGCUGCACGAUAUCCGGUCAUACAUAUACCAUCUAGUCAGCGGCACUGGCUCAGAGGGGGGAGGGUGAGUAUAAUAGAAUAGAGCAGCACGUGAAGGGAACUGGUAAACGGCAAUGGAAAAGUGAGGCACCAGUGGCCAUCCGGGAAUACGGGCACUUAGAUCGGACUGCACUGAAGGGUGACGGGAACAACGCAUUAGCGGCCUGCCGUAUAACAGGGUUACU
Molecule: messenger RNA, 1300 nt
Organism: Chaetomium strumarium
Lineage: Eukaryota; Fungi; Ascomycota; Sordariomycetes; Sordariales; Chaetomiaceae
Exons: 6
Coding region: 1-888 (295 amino acids)
Biological process (GO): inosine biosynthetic process; adenosine catabolic process
Molecular function (GO): adenosine deaminase activity
Source: RefSeq, a predicted model, not a curated record